Molecule: messenger RNA, 592 nt
Organism: Myripristis murdjan (pinecone soldierfish)
Lineage: Eukaryota; Metazoa; Chordata; Actinopteri; Holocentriformes; Holocentridae
Gene: fam163b
Product: family with sequence similarity 163 member B
Exons: 3
Coding region: 56-592 (178 amino acids)
Source: RefSeq, a predicted model, not a curated record
GCCAUGGGACUAUCCAAAUACUAAUAUGAUAGGCUGUUGAUGGAGAGGAUUUCGAAUGUCAGCCGGGACAGUGGUCAUCGCAGGUGGAAUUCUGGCUACAGUCAUCUUACUGACCAUUGUCGCUGUACUGUGUUUAUGUAGGUUACAGUAUUAUUGCUGUAAGAGGGAGGAGUCCGAGAAGGGGGAGGAGGAGGAACCAGAGUUCACCACCAUGUCGCCGUCCCGUCCCCUGGCUCUGUCUGCCCCUCCGACGCCCCCGACUCCGGAGCUCUACAGCGAUGAGCCCAGCACCUACCCACCCACCUUUCUGACCGAGGCCAAUGGGCCGGCCAGCUACUCGCCACCCCCGCCGCCCCGCAGGCCCCAGCGCUCGCACACCUUCUGCCCAUCGUGUGCCCGCUGCUCCCUGCCCUUCUACCUGCAGCACCCGGAGAGGCUGUGCAACGGCGGGCGCAGGAUCAGCUACAGGACUGUGCAGCAGCAAGAGCUUGAUCUGCCCAUGGACGUGGCCAGCUUCUACCAGAAGCUUAACCUCAUCCGCUCUGUUACCAUGAGGGAAGUGGUCACCCACAGUGUCAGCACUGACGUCUAG